Molecule: messenger RNA, 1146 nt
Organism: Epithele typhae
Lineage: Eukaryota; Fungi; Basidiomycota; Agaricomycetes; Polyporales; Epitheliaceae
Exons: 5
Coding region: 1-1146 (381 amino acids)
Source: RefSeq, a predicted model, not a curated record
AUGAGCACGCUGGCGCUGGCGCUCGCAACGCCGUCUUCGGAGUGUCGGACACUGGCUGUCAACGGCCCCGAGAACUCCAAAGUUGGGCGGACUGGCGUCACCCUGAACAGAUUGUCGCAAUCCCCCCGCCCGCGGCCGCCGGUCCACAUCCACGAGCUCGAGCAGGAGAAGGAGCCCCUCCCAGACGCGUUCGACCGCGACUCCUAUGCCCCCGCACUCUCCGAUGACCGCCACUUUGACGGUCGGAGUCAAGCGCUACCGCACUACGGACACAACAUACGUGCAAGUCCGCCUCUGCGCCGCACGUCCCUCCCCACACACAUCCCAUUCUCCUCGAUCUGGGUCCUCGAUCUCGACGUCGAACACAGCCCCGUCCUCUUGCCACCCUCCUUCCUCACGCACACCCCCGCGCUGGCCACCCUCGUCUUCCUCUUCCGCGCGCACCACGGCAUGGCCAAGAUGGACGAGCUCGACGCGCUCACCCCUGCCCUUUUCGUCCCCGGCGGUGGCGGCAGCGGCGCCCUCCCGUGCCCGCGGCUCGCCACGCUCAGCUCCUGGAUCUGGUUCCUGGGGCUCAUCGUGCACUGGGGCCCGAUGGGCGACAGGCGACGCACCCUCGUCGCCGCCACAUUCGCGAAGCUCACCGCGCUCGCGACGGGGUGCGGGUGCCUCGGCCGGCCGCUGCGCACGAUGCUUCUCGCGCCCACCACGCUCCCCACGCAACUCCGGCCGGAGGAACUGCAGGAGGCGGCGUGCGCGGACCGCGAGAACGAGGACGGGCAGAGAGGGGAGGCGCUCGUCGACGCCGCAGUCGACGCGGGGAUCGAGACACUCUGGGGUGUUGUGGACGAGGUCGUGUACAAUCACCCCGCGCCGCAUCCCCGUCGCGGUCUCGCGUUCGGGGCGCCAGCGCCGCGCCGCGCCGUGCGCAUCUCGCUGCGCUGCCCCGAGCGUGCGCCGAUCACGGGGACCAUCGACAUCGGCGUCACGUUCGAUGCCGCGUGCCCGCCGGGGGUCGCGGUGGAGAUCUUCGGCAGCGCGGUGGCCACGGACGUUGGCACGGCGACGCUCGAGGAGGUGUGCCGGCGCGGUGGGGUGUUUGGCGUGCCUGGGCGGGUGUGGAGGCAGGCGAAGCAGGGGAUGUGA